Molecule: messenger RNA, 2667 nt
Organism: Aspergillus ochraceoroseus IBT 24754
Lineage: Eukaryota; Fungi; Ascomycota; Eurotiomycetes; Eurotiales; Aspergillaceae
Exons: 5
Coding region: 1-2667 (888 amino acids)
Cellular component (GO): fungal-type vacuole membrane
Source: RefSeq, a predicted model, not a curated record
AUGGCUGACGAGGCGAGUCGGCCGCUCUUGACCGACCAUCAUGACGAUUCCUCGCCUCAUCAAAAUGUAUCUACUCGCAGAGAGCUAUCACCUUCCCUAGAGCGACCGCACCACCCAUCUUUUGAAAUUUCCUCCGAGUCCACUCCUCUCCUCCACUGUCGUAACGAUGAGUUGUCGACUUAUGGCGGCACGGAGUCCCACCGACCUUCGUCAUCGGCAUCCGACGCUUCUGCUCCCGCUAAUGGCCUGAAGAAAUCGCGAAGCAGAAUCGGAUGGACUUUGUUUUGUAUCCUGCUUGCUCUCAGCUCCAUCAUCACAAUCCUUAUUCUUGCUUUCUUCGUCCCUACAGUAGUCAAGCUAUAUGUGAAGGAAGCGACCGUAUUCAAACCAACGAAUCUCUCAAUCGAGUCCACCACAAGUAAAGGUAUCCGAACCCGAGUACAGGGGGACGUCGUUCUCGAUGCGAAUCGCAUUAAAAGCGGAUCAGUACGAAAUCUCGGGCGCUUUGCCACCUGGAUUGGAAAGGAGGUUGAAACUGGAGAUUCCGAAGUCGAGGUAUAUCUCCCGCAGUAUGGGAAUAUCCUAGUGGGCACUGCUUCUCUCCCAUCGAUCAAGCUCGGUAUCCGAAACGGCCACGUGAACCAUCUUGACUUUGAGGCUGAGCUGGUAGCUGGAAACACGAAUGGCCUUCGCUCCAUGGCUCUGGACUGGCUGGAAGGAAGACUGGAGCACCUCAGUGUCCUCGGAAGAGCCACUAUGCAUCUUAAAUCAGGUUUGCUGAACCUGGGAGAGCAGACUUUGACCGACUCUGUAAUUUUGCAGGGAGACGAUUUCCCUCCGUUACCGGAUGUCGCAAUCACGAAGUUCUUAGUGCAUGAUCUAGAUACACCUGAAUCCCAUGGAGCGAUUGCGGUUGAUGGCUCGGUUUCUGCGCGGAUUGACUGUCCACUUGCUCUGCACAUCCCACCUCUCGGCUUUGAGGUGCUUGUGGGGAAUUGUGCACCAGAUGACCCUUAUAUUUCGGUGGCAGAUGUGGUCACAAAAGGGUUCACAGUCAAUCCCGGCCAGGCCACUGUGGUUGACAUAUCUGGUAUCAUCCGAGGGUUGUCGGAUCAACUCACCACGGCCUGCCCCGGGGAAAAGAGAUCGCCCCUAGACUCUCUUCUAAGGAAUUAUAUCGAUGGUCUUCAGACCACGGUAUAUAUUCGUGGUGCGGAUACCCCAUAUCCAAACACCCCCCAGUGGAUAGUCGAUAUCCUAAAAAGCGUGACUGUGCCGUUGCCUUUUACCGGGAAAGCUUUGGAUGACCUAGUGAAGAAUUUCACCAUGACAGACGUUCACUUCUCUCUACCUAACCCUCUGGCAGAACCCGAUUCUCCAGAAUCCAGUAUCACUGUGUCUGCGCUGGUGAAGGUGUUGAUUGCAAUGCCAGAACAUAUGGACUUCCACGUCGAUGUCCCCCAGGUUCGUGCCACUGCAGAUGUUUACUAUCGCGAAAGUAAGCUUGGUGUUCUGGAUCUACACCGGUGGCAGCCUGCCAAUUCGACCUUUAUUGAAGAUGUCGGUGAUAAUUCGACGGCUUUAUUGGUGGAAUUUUCCGUCCAAGACGCACCGCUCGAAGUGGCGGACGAUGACGUCUUGACCGACGUACUCCAGACUUUGAUUUUCGAGGGCAACCCGGUCAAACUCACUGUUUCUGCGAAUGUGGAUGCCGAGGUUUCUACAGGUCUUGGGGAAUUUGCCGUUCGUGGAAUCCCAGCAGACGGCGCAUUAACUGUGCAGCCACCGUAUGGCGGCGACUCGCUUCUUGAAGAAUUAGCGCUGCAUGUAGCGUCUCUUGAGCUGGGAGCUACAACCGAAUCCUCCCUCCUCGUGAAGACAACGGUCAACUUCACGAAUCCUACCCAGUACUCUGCAUCAGUACCUUUGGUUGAUUUUGAGCUGCUCUAUAAUGACACCAAGGUGGCUCAUCUAACCGCUAAAGAUGCUACCAUCAAGCCAGGAAACAAUACCGGUCUCUCUGUUGACCUCCUAUGGAGCCCACUUGAUUUAGAUGGGCCCGCUGCCGUCCUUGCUGGCCAAGAUUUGCUAUCACAAUAUGUCUCAGGUAAGUUUUGUCUAAUAAUGCCCGCAGGGUUCAACACUUCAGUGAUGAUUACGACACACAAAGGAACCAUCCCAGCACUACCAAAGCUUGGACAGGCACUAUCUAGGCUGGGGUUCGAAGUACAGAUCCCGAAGCUGCCUGUCCGUCGAGCCCCUGGCGACGACCCCGAUGAACCUGAUCAUGACGAUGGGCAGACCAGAUUCAUACAAGAUGCUACGCUGCACCUCUGGUCAUCGACUGCCGAUUUCACGUUGUCGUCGCCUUUCACUAACACCACCCUUGAAAUCACCUCGAUAGAGGCGCAGGCGUUUUACGAGCAUGACCAGGAGGUCGGUACCAUCAACUACUAUGAACCGUUUCCAGUGCCACCAGGCGUAUCCCAGACCCCACGGUUGCCGGUCGAUUUGAACUUGGGAGGCAUUGGCUAUGAUGCCGUCAAAAGGGCUGUUGGAGGCACUCUUCAUUUGGAUACUGUUGCAAAGGUUGGCGUUAAGAUUGAGGAUUAUAGCGAUACCAUAUUAUACCAUGGAAAUGGGAUUACCGCGAGAGUUAAGCUAUGA